Messenger RNA from Marmota flaviventris (yellow-bellied marmot), 2664 nucleotides. RefSeq names its product nucleolar protein 10 (gene Nol10). Lineage: Eukaryota; Metazoa; Chordata; Mammalia; Rodentia; Sciuridae. The record is from RefSeq and is a predicted model, not a curated record. Gene Ontology annotation, cellular component: small-subunit processome; nucleolus; 90S preribosome. Gene Ontology annotation, biological process: maturation of SSU-rRNA from tricistronic rRNA transcript (SSU-rRNA, 5.8S rRNA, LSU-rRNA). Gene Ontology annotation, molecular function: protein binding.
CUGUGCUGCUCAGGUGCUGGAGGAGCUGGGACUGCGGCAGGUGCCGUCGCUUCUUGGUGCAGCCAUGCAGGUCUCCAGCCUCAACGAGGUGAAGAUUUACAGUCUCAGCUGCGGCAAGUCCCUUCCCGAGUGGUUGUCUGAUAGGAAAAAGAGAGCACUGCAGAAGAAAGAUGUUGAUGUCCGUAGGAGAAUUGAACUUAUUCAGGAUUUUGAAAUGCCUACUGUGUGUACCACUAUUAAGGUGUCAAAAGAUGGACAGUAUAUUUUAGCAACUGGAACAUAUAAACCCCGGGUUCGGUGUUAUGACACCUAUCAGUUAUCCUUGAAGUUUGAAAGGUGUUUAGAUUCCGAAGUUGUCACCUUUGAUAUUUUAUCAGAUGACUAUUCAAAGAUUGUCUUCUUACAUAAUGAUAGAUAUAUUGAAUUUCAUUCACAAUCAGGUUUUUACUACAAAACCAGAAUACCAAAGUUCGGGAGAGAUUUCUCUUAUCACUAUCCAUCCUGUGAUUUGUACUUUGUUGGUGCAAGCUCUGAAGUUUACAGAUUAAAUUUAGAACAAGGACGAUAUCUGAAUCCUCUACAAACUAAUGCUGCGGAGAACAAUGUUUGUGACAUAAAUUCAGUGCAUGGCUUGUUUGCCACAGGAACAAUUGAGGGUCGAGUGGAGUGCUGGGACCCAAGAACUCGAAAUAGAGUUGGCCUGUUAGACUGUGCGUUAAAUAGUGUCACAGCAGAUUCAGAGAUAAACAGUUUACCAACCAUCUCUGCUUUGAAAUUUAAUGGUGCUUUGACCAUGGCAGUUGGAACAUCUACAGGGCAGGUUUUAUUAUAUGAUCUUCGCUCUGAUAAGCCACUGCUAGUUAAAGAUCACCAGUAUGGUCUACCCAUUAAGUCAGUUCAUUUCCAGGAGUCAUUAGAUCUGAUUUUGUCUGCAGACUCUCGAAUUAUCAAAAUGUGGAAUAAGAACUCAGGGAAAAUAUUUACUUCCUUGGAACCAGAACAUGACCUUAAUGAUGUUUGCCUGUAUCCCAACUCAGGAAUGCUUUUCACUGCCAAUGAAACCCCCAAGAUGGGCAUCUAUUACAUUCCGGUUUUGGGUCCUGCUCCGCGGUGGUGUUCCUUCUUAGACAACUUGACGGAAGAAUUAGAAGAGAACCCAGAAAGCACAGUUUAUGAUGAUUACAAAUUUGUCACCAAGAAAGAUCUUGAAAAUUUAGGACUUACACAUCUCAUUGGAUCACCUUUUCUUCGGGCAUAUAUGCAUGGAUUUUUCAUGGAUAUAAGACUAUAUCACAAGGUGAAAUCAAUGGUAAAUCCAUUUGCUUAUGAAGAAUAUAGGAAAGAUAAAAUUCGACAGAAGAUAGAAGAAACACGUGCACAGAGAGUCCAAUUAAAGAAAUUGCCAAAAGUGAACAAAGAACUCGCUCUUAAAUUAAUAGAGGAAGAAGAGGAGAAACAAAAAUCUACAUGGAAAAAGAAAGUUAAGAACCUUCCUAGUAUUCUCACCGAUGAUCGAUUUAAAGUUAUGUUUGAGAACCCUGACUUCCAAGUAGAUGAAGAAAGUGAAGAAUUUAGGCUUUUGAAUCCACUUGUUUCAAAAAUUAGUGAGAAAAGGAAGAAGAAACUAAGACUCUUAGAGGAACAAGAACUUCGUGAAAAAGAAGAGGAGGAAGAACCAGAAGGAAAACCCAGCGAUGCAGAGAGUUCCGACAGUUCAGAUGAUGAGAAAGACUGGGUGGAAGAAGUCAGGAGGCAGCGCAGACUCCUGCGGCAGGAGGGAAAGGAGACGUGGCAGCACCAGGUCCAGGAGGACCAGCAGACGGUCCUGCAGCCCCAGUUCUAUGAGAUCAAAGCAGGGGAAGAGUUCAGAAGCUUCAAGGACUCAGCCACAAAGCAGAAGCUGAUGAACAAAACCCUUGAAGAUCGUUUGAAACUCGAAGCCAAAAAUGGGACAUUGAAUGUAUCAGACACCACUGUUGGCAGCAAACAGUUGACAUUCACAUUAAAGAGGUCAGAACAGCAGAAGAAGCAGCAGGAGGCUGAGAAGCUGCAUCGACUAGAGAGGAAGAAACUCCGUCGUUCUGCCGGUCACUUGCGGUCCAAACCCAGAAGAGGUCGGUCGCGGCAUUGAGCGUGGAAAUGGCCUGCAUGUGAUUCGGAGGGUCUUCCUAACUGAUCCUCUUGAGGACAUGAAGUCAGAUGAGGGAGUGCAAGUGCUCAAGCCGCACAUCAGGGCUGGUGUGCGCUGGUCAAAGUUUGAUGCCAGGUCUGCCAUUCCGCCACUCAGUAGCCCCCAGGGUGCUUUUUCUAAGUUGUCACUCCUUAUAAUAUUGUUCUUUUCACGCUUAAUCAAGUAAACCAGGUGGUUGUUUUUAAUGUUUUUAAAGGUGUGCCAUGAAAUGAACAGUUUUCCUAUGUAGAAAAAAAGAUUUAUCAUGUUCUAGGGGUUUUUUCCUCAUCCUGUCUACUGCCAUUCUCCAGUUAGCCACCUGGAAAGACUGUCCCCAUGUUACCUGGUGCCUGUGUAUUGACCCUGUUUGAGUUGAUAGGUUGGUAUUGACAGGUCAUUUUCUGGCUUAUAUAUUAGUUUGGGAUAUUUUAAAACUAUUUUUAUACCAACAGCAUAAAUUAAUUUUAAUAAUAAUAAAAAAGAAAUGGAAGCUA